Lathyrus oleraceus (garden pea) is the source of this 2211-nucleotide messenger RNA. RefSeq names its product heat shock cognate 70 kDa protein. NCBI's taxonomy places the organism in Eukaryota, Viridiplantae, Streptophyta, Magnoliopsida, Fabales, Fabaceae. The coding region runs from base 193 to 2055 and encodes 620 amino acids. Gene Ontology annotation, molecular function: ATP binding; ATP-dependent protein folding chaperone. The transcript has 2 exons. The record is from RefSeq and is a predicted model, not a curated record.
CCGAAAAGGCAAGUAUUUUUUCAAUCCACCACCAAACCAAACAGUUACAUGUUUUGCACCGCACCUGGGAUUCCAAACACAUGCGAAACAAUAACUAUAUAUAGUUUCAAGUAUUUUACUUUUGAAGAAACCCUAUAACUUUUUUCUCCAAACACAAGAAACCCUACUUCUACUACUAUAUCGAUCUCUAAUAUGAAGAAAAAACAGGAAAUAAAUUGUGUUGUGGGAAUAGACCUUGGCACAACGUAUUCAUGUGUUGCAGUAUGGCAGGAACAACACUGUCGAGUUGAGAUCAUUCACAACGAUCAAGGCAAUAGAACAACACCUUCUUUUGUUGCUUUCACCCAAAAUCAGAGAUUAAUAGGUGAUGCUGCUAAGAAUCAAGCUGCUGCAAACCCUCAAAACACAGUCUUUGAUGCUAAGAGGUUAAUUGGUAGGAAGUUUAGUGAUCCUAUUAUUCAAGAUGAUAUACUUUUAUGGCCAUUCAAGGUCAUUGCUGGUGACAAUGACAAACCCAUGAUCAUGGUUAAGUACAAAGAUCAGGAAAAGCAACUAUAUGCCGAAGAAGUAUCAUCUAUGAUACUCACCAAGAUGCGAGAAAUUGCUGAGACAUAUUUAAAAUCAAAUGUUAAGAAUGCAGUUGUUACUGUGCCAGCUUAUUUUAAUGAUGCUCAGCGAAAAUCCACUAUAGAUGCUGGUGUUAUUGCUGGCCUCAAUGUUAUGAGGGUAAUGAAUGAACCUACUGCUGCAGCUGUUGCGUAUGGUCUUGACAAGAGGACUGAUUAUGAUGGAGAACGGAAUAUUUUUGUGUUUGAUCUUGGUGGUGGCACUUUUGAUGUGUCUCUACUAUCUAUUAAGGGUAAUGUGUUUAAAGUUAAGGCAACUGCUGGAAACACUCACCUUGGAGGAGAAGACUUUGAUAAUAGAAUGGUGAAGUACUUCGUACAAGAGUUCAAGAAAAAGAACAAAGUGGAUAUUAGUGGAAAUGCCAAAUCAUUGAGAAGGUUGAGAAGUGCUUGUGAGAGGGCAAAAAGAUCACUUUCUUUUCUUGUUGUUGCAACUAUUGAAGUAGAUUCUUUAUUUCAAGGCAUUGACUUUUCUUCAUCCAUCAAUAGGGCUAAGUUUGAGGAAAUGAAUAUGGACCUUUUCAAUGAGUGUAUGAAGACCGUUGAGAGUUGUCUUACCGAUGCUAAGAUGGAUAAGGGAAGGGUAGAUGAUGUUGUUCUUGUUGGUGGAUCUUCUAGAAUUCCAAAAGUACAACAGCUAUUACAAGACUUUUUUAAGGGAAAGGAGUUGUGCAUGAGCAUUAAUCCUGAUGAGGCUGUAGCUUAUGGGGCAGCUGUUCAGGCCGCAUUGUUGAGUGAAGAUGUUAAGAAUGUUCCAAAGUUGGUGCUGCAGGAUGUUACACCUUUGUCUCUUGGCAGGUUAAUACACGGAGAUAUCAUGAAUGUGGUGAUUCCUAAGAACACUUGCAUUCCUGUCAAUAGGACAAGAUCAUAUAUUAGAGUUCAAGAUAACCAAACCAGUGACUUGAUUGAGGUUUAUGAGGGUGAGAGAACAAGAGCCAGUGACAACAAUUUGCUUGGUUCCUUUACUCUUUCUGGCAUUCCCCCAGCUCCUCGCGGCAGCCAUAUCUCAAAUGUUUGUUUUGCUAUUAAUGAAAAUGGUAUUUUGACUGUUUCAGCUAAUAAUAAUGUUUCUGGAGUUUUGAACGCAAUUACAAUAACCAGUCACAGAGAUAGAUUGUCAAGUGAGGAAAUUAAAAAAUUAAUUCAAGAAGCUGAGAAAUACCAUAUUGAAGACAAGAAAUUCCUAAGGAAGGCCGAAGCAGUGAAUGCAUUGGAUGACUACAUUUACAAAAUGACGAACACUUUAAAGAAAAAGGAUAUUAAUUUGAAGCUCUCCUCACAAGAGAUCCAGCAGAUUGAAGAUGCAAUUGCAGUGGCUAAAAACCUCGUUGACGAGAAUAACAAGCUGGUUGAAAUAGAAGUUCUGGAGGAUCACCUAGAAGGGCUUGAGAGCAGGAUGAACCACAUUAUAGCUAAGACUAUUUAGUUUCACUAAAUAAGACAUGUUUGUUACUUAAACUGUUACUGUCAUUUUGAUAUAUUAACCCUGCACAAGUUGUUGAAACUGUCAUGUAGGACUUUUUUAUUCAAUUGCACAACUUGUUGAAACAUUGAAGCUAUUUAAAAAUAGUUACUUUUUUAA